Messenger RNA from Hibiscus syriacus, 2891 nucleotides. Its product is annotated as AT-rich interactive domain-containing protein 4-like. The transcript is spliced from 15 exons. Lineage: Eukaryota; Viridiplantae; Streptophyta; Magnoliopsida; Malvales; Malvaceae. Gene Ontology annotation, molecular function: DNA binding. Bases 397 to 2625 code for a protein of 742 amino acids. The record is from RefSeq and is a predicted model, not a curated record.
UACUUUCGGCGUUUUUUAUUUGGGAUUUUCUUUAUAAUUGGAGUGAGCCUUGUUAUUAAAAUUAGGGUUACUUCUUGUACUUUUUCGAUUUUUGUUCUUCGAGAGAGUUCGAUUCCUUCUGUGUUUUGGGAUUUUGCCCAUUUGGGUUCUCGAUUCUCUUGCCAAUCUAAUCUGGGUUGGUGAGUUUUCUUCAUUUUGUUUGGGUUUUUUAGGAAUUGGUGAUCUCUCUGCUUGGAAUUAUGGAAAACCCAGAGAUUUUGAGUGGCGGGAUUAUUGAGUUACUAGAUUUACUGCAAGUUCUUUAGGGUUUUGAUUUGAUUUCACAGUAGUAUUUCUGGAAGAUGCAUUGGUGAGUUAGUGGCAAAGCUCGAGUUUUGUUGGGUCUGGCAUGUUUGCAUGAUGUUUAGUGCUCAGGGGCCUUCAAGGAACCAGUGCAGUCUCCUUGCAGUUCUUUGUGGUGGUAAAGUUUCCGAUACUAAACAAAAGCAGCCGGUUUCCGAUGAUAAGCCGAGAUACCCGUUUCCGGUGCUUGGUUCUUCAGGGCGUCUAGAGGUUCAGCUUUUGAAUAAUCCUAGCAUUGAUGAGUUCCGGCGGGUUAUGGAUUCAUCGGAGCCGAAUGUUGUUUAUUUGCAAGGAGAGCAGAAUGCUGAUAGUGAUGAGAUUGGCUCUCUGGUUUGGGGAGACGUUGACUUGUCUACUCCAGAAGCUUUAUGUGGACUCUUUGGUUCGACAUUGCCCACGACUGUCUAUCUCGAGGUCCCCAAUGGUGACAAAUUAGCAGAGGCACUUCACACCAAGGGGGUACCAUAUGUUAUAUAUUGGAAAAAUACAUUCUCUCGUUACGCAGCUUGCCAUUUUCGCCAAGCACUGUUAUCAGUGAUUCAAAGUUCAUGUAGCCAUACAUGGGAUGCAUUCCAAGUUGCCGAUGCUUCUUUUAGACUGUACUGUGUACGGAACAACAAUAGUGUCUUUUCUAAUAGUCAGAAACAAAGUGUUAAGCCAGCACCUCAUCUGCUCGGGGAGCCUCCCAAGAUUGACGUUUGUCAACCACAGGUAGAUAUGCAAGACAAAGAAAGCUCUCCUGAUGAUCUUCCUGCCGUAAAGAUAUAUGAUGAUGAUGUGACUAUGCGGUUUCUUGUUUGUGGAUCGCAAUGUGUAUUGGAUGCAUUCCUUUUGGGAUCUUUGGAGGAUGGACUUAAUGCCCUCUUAAGCAUAGAAAUACGAGGGAGCAAGCUCCAUAACCGAGCAAGUGCUCCACCACCACCACUUCAGACGGGGACAUUUUCUCGUGGUGUAGUGACCAUGCGUUGUGACUUUUCAACCUGCAGUUCGACUCAUGUAUCAUUUCUAGUGUCUGGUAGUGCACAGACUUGUUUUAACGAUCAGCUUUUGGAAAAUCAUAUAAAAAAUGAGCUUAUCGAGAAGACACAUCUAGUCCGUGCACAGUCAAGUUCUGAGGAGAGCAAAUUGCCUCCAUCGGAGCCUCGUAGAUCAGCCUCAAUUGCCUGUGGAGCAAGUGUGUUCGAAGUGAGCAUGAAGGUUCCCACAUGGGCUUCGCAGAUACUAAGGCAACUUGCACGAGACGUGUCAUACCGCAGCUUAGUUAUGCUGGGGAUUGCUAGCAUUCAAGGUUUGUCGGUUGCAUCUUUUGAAAAAGAUGAUGCUGAGCGUAUUCUUUUCUUUUGCAAAAACCCGGGCAAGGAUCCCUCCUUGGGUAGUUAUCUAAUUGCCAGAACUCCGAGCUGGUUGGUGCCGCCGCCACCUAGUCGAAAAAGAUCAGAGCCAUGUAAAGACACUAAACCUCUAAAGUGUGCAGUCAUGGAAGGUGUAAAUGGCAUUGCAAGAUCAAAAACUAGUGUUGCUGCUAUGAGGCCAAUUCCUCACACCCAUCGUCAUAAGAUGAUUCCCUUUUCUGGAUUUUCAGAGACUGAGAAAUAUGAUGGGGAACAAGGAAAGGUAAACUUGCCUGUAGUUCCCGUGAAGCAACCUGCUGCUACACAUCGGAAAGCAUUGUCGAGUUCUUAUCAGGCUCAACAGAUUAUAUAUUUAAAUCCAUUACCUCUUAAGAAACAUGGUUGUGGUAGAACCCCGAUACAAGUUUGCUCGGAGGAAGAAUUUUUGAGAGAUGUAAUGCAGUUUCUGAUUCUUCGAGGACAUACUAGGCUGGUUCCUCAAGGUGGGUUAGCUGAGUUUCCCGAUGCCGUUCUUAAUGCAAAGCGUCUUGACCUUUUUAACUUGUAUAGAGAGGUGGUGUCAAGAGGAGGCUUUCAUGUCGGGAAUGGCAUAAAUUGGAAGGGACAAGUUUUUUCGAAGAUGCGCAAUCACACAUUGACAAAUAGAAUGACUGGAGUGGGCAACACUCUUAAAAGACAUUAUGAGACUUACCUUUUAGAGUACGAAUUGGCCCACGACGAUGUGGAUGGAGAAUGCUGCUUGUUAUGCCACAGUAGUGCAGCAGGCGACUGGGUAAACUGUGGAGUUUGUGGUGAAUGGGCUCACUUCGGCUGUGACCGGCGGCAGGGGCUCGGGGCUUUUAAGGAUUAUGCGAAAACAGAUGGGCUGGAGUACGUUUGUCCACACUGCAGCAUCUCAAAUUUUAAGAAGAAACCGAUGAAUGGUUAUUGACAUACUUCGAUUUUCACUUUAGAUUCCCGUUAAUUUCGUAGCCUUUUUCCGAUUUCAGUUUUGUUCCUCACCGCAAUGCAUGCUGAACCCUAAACCUUGACGACAUUAGGAAAUGUAACUAUUGUAUCGUAUGCCGCCAUUGUUGUUCUCAUAUAUAGCUCAAGCCAUUAACGAGCCCCCAUCCCCCACCUAAUUUCUCUUUGUAUUCUGCUAAACAGAGAUGAAGAAGAGUAACUGUAGAUUUAAGGAGUUAGCUUUUUGUUCAA